This is a messenger RNA of Cyclospora cayetanensis, 1401 nucleotides long. Its product is annotated as fibrous sheath CABYR-binding protein. The transcript has a single exon. Bases 1 to 1401 code for a protein of 466 amino acids. The record is from RefSeq and is a predicted model, not a curated record. NCBI's taxonomy places the organism in Eukaryota, Apicomplexa, Conoidasida, Eucoccidiorida, Eimeriidae.
AUGAGGCCAUGCCUGUUCGGCCUCGUGGUGGCCCAGGCAAUGUGGGCCCCUGCCGCGGGCCUCCGAAGAGUCAAGAGUUUUAGGGAUGCCGUACUGAGCAGCCCGCAGUACCCAUGGAUGGACGAGGAGGUUUCCCAAGAGGGGCCCUUUGAAGCACUGUCGCAGGAAGACAACAGUUUUUUGCAGAGGGAUAACGACUUGCCGGAGGAGCCCCUCGACGAGGGCAGCGGGAGUAUGCAGGAGGAGGGGGCCGAAGCGAAUGAGCCCGAAGACACAGACGACAACCAAGCAGCACAGCAGCACGCCACCAACAAGGAGACGGGGCCUGUGUCAGGUUCUAAAGCUGAAUCUGACCCCAGUAGCAGCUCGCCUACGGCAAAUGGUGAGGAGAGACCAGGAAUAGCAACAGCAGCUGCUGAGGAUACUAAGGAAGCGUCAGAGGUUGCACCCGAAGGGCUUGAAGCGGCAUCGGAAGAGUCAGAAGGAGCAUCUGAAGGGCUAGAAGAGGCAUCCAAAGGGUCAGAAGACGCACCCGAAGGGUCAGAGGGGGCAUCCGAAAGGUUAGAUGAGGCGCCUACAGGGUCAGAGGAGACACUGAGUGAAGCUCAAGGUACACAGGAGCAAAAUGACGAAACAGCCGAGCAGUCAGAGAAGGCAGACAAUGCAGUAGAAUCAAGCCUUUCGCAUCCAGCUCCCAAGCAAGCGUCUCUUCCAGGGGCAGCGGCGGGAUACCCAGACCAGCCAGUACAGGCUCCCGCCGCCAUUCAAGGACAGCCCCCCCCUCUAGAGCAGGUGCCUCUUCAGUCUGAAGGCUUACCGCAAUCAUCUGUUCAUGAGACGACCGCAGAGACACAGAAUUCCGCCCUUGCUCCCAAUAAGGAGUCUACUGAAGCGGGUAUGCCCCCCGCAGUUCCUCCUACACCGGUGACGGAGGAAAACCAGGAUGUCCAAAAUGAAGCAGAUAUACGUGCAUCGCCAGAAGAAAUCUUGUCUACACUCCCUGCUGAGGAGGAGGCGUCCCAGAAUGCUGCCGCUACUCCUCCACCCCCCGAGAACGCAGAGGGGCCCCCAGCAGAGGCCCCCAGUGGUCGUUUUUUAACCAUUCCCGGCUCUGAAGACAGCCCUGAGGUACCCGAAGUACCCGGGCAAUCUGAUCUUGUAGUGCGCUGGACUCGGGCGUUUCUUUCAAAGGGCCGGGCAGCGUUGCACAUGAUGACGCAUGCAAACAUCCUCCGGACCUUCCAGAACCGUUCCGAGGAAGUGCGCCCCAGCCACGCUCUGAUGCGCAACCUGGCUAAGAACUUCCAGGCGCUAAAGCAGCAAGUGGAAGAGGCAAGAGCCCUUCAGAGCCAACCAGCAACACAAACAGCAGCCGAAGUAGCAGCAGGCAAUACCCUUUGA